Molecule: messenger RNA, 879 nt
Organism: Penicillium brevicompactum
Lineage: Eukaryota; Fungi; Ascomycota; Eurotiomycetes; Eurotiales; Aspergillaceae
Exons: 2
Coding region: 1-879 (292 amino acids)
Source: RefSeq, a predicted model, not a curated record
AUGUCGUUUGAUAUUGUCGGAGAUGACGAUGUUUUGGACUACAAAGGGGUGGACGACUCGACUUAUGGGCAACGUAUUCGAUUGUUUCUGGUCUUGGCAGCGAUUGGAUCCUCUCUAGCUGCGUAUGUCGAGGGAACAGUCGUUUUUGCGUUCAGGGCAACUUUGACUCCGAGAGAGCCGCGUAGGCUAUUCUCACCCCAGAACUUUCGAUACCUUCCAAUCAUGUUGCUACAUCAAGCGUUGAAGAUGUUCCUCAUUUCCUUGUUUCCCACGUCAGGGUCUAGCCUAGUCAAGUGUUUCCUCUUGAGUGUGAUUUUCGAAUCGGUGCUCUCACCUCUCAAGGUGGCCAACAUACAGUCCAUUCUCAACCUACACCCACAAGUCUCUCUGCGUCGACGCACUUUGAAUCAGUCAGUAUGGUUUGAUAUCUUUCCGGCUACGCUGCUGCAUAGCACCGCUUCAAGCUUCUGUUUCUAUAUCACCGUUUAUGCAAUUCGCACUCUAGGCUUUGUGGAGGGUGAAUUCACUAGUGUGGCUAGAAAGACAGCACUGUAUAUGGUCUUUUCCCUUUACGGAGUUACUUACGUCGGGGGUACAGUCCCUACAUACGCUGUUUUUAUGCGUGUUGCUGCUUCUGUGAAUCCUACCCAUGACAGUCAAAACCAUGCGACGGGAACCAUCGAUAUCAAAGGGGCGUGGCGCAGUCUAUCGUGGUCAACUCUGACUAUGCUCCUUGCAAACAUGUACUUUGUUGCUGUGUUAAAAUAUGUGGCUGUGAUGUGCAUGGCGCUGUUCUCGAUCAUACACUUCGUGGACCACAGCUCGGGAUACUCGGGAUUCCGCGAUGCGGGUUUCUUCUUUGCAAAGUACUAUGGGUAG